This is a messenger RNA of Protobothrops mucrosquamatus (brown spotted pit viper), 2433 nucleotides long. RefSeq names its product vomeronasal type-2 receptor 26-like. Lineage: Eukaryota; Metazoa; Chordata; Lepidosauria; Squamata; Viperidae. The transcript has 5 exons. Bases 1 to 2433 code for a protein of 810 amino acids. Gene Ontology annotation, biological process: G protein-coupled receptor signaling pathway. Gene Ontology annotation, cellular component: membrane. Gene Ontology annotation, molecular function: G protein-coupled receptor activity. The record is from RefSeq and is a predicted model, not a curated record.
AUGAAGCACAAAUCUCAUUGUAGCUUAAUUCCUAAGAAUUACCAGCACAUCCUGGCUUUGGAAUUUGCUGUGAAGGAGAUCAAUGAAAACCCACAGAUUUUACCCAAUCUCACCUUGGGCUUCCGCAUCUAUGACAGCUAUGACAAGGCUCAGAGCACCUAUCAUGCCACCAUGUUGCUUGUAUCAUCCAUGGAAAGAUUGAUCCCCAACUACAUAUGUAACAUCCAGAAUAGCGCAAUAGCUGUUGUUGGGGGACUGGAUGCCCAUAUCUCCCUUCAUGUGGCCACUAUCUUGGAUAUCUAUAAGAUUCCACAGCUCAUUUAUGGCUCCACUCCACUGAUGAAUGAUAAAACUCCAGGCCUUUCUUUUUACCAGAUGGUUCCACCAGAAGCCCUUCAACAUGCAGGGAUGGUCUCACUGCUUCUGCAUUUUAACUGGACCUGGGUUGGGCUCCUUGCAGUGGAUAGUGAACAUGGAGAAGAAAUUAUUCGAAAUGUGGUUCCACUUUUUGCCAAAAAAGGAAUAUGUUAUUCUUUUAUUGAAAAACUCCCAAAAUAUAAUGAUGUAAGUGGAUUGCAUGGUAUGAUUAAUCAGGCAGCAAAAGUAUAUGAGCUUAUCAUGGACAAUAAAAAUAACGUGACAAUUGUCUUUGGAGAAUCUACCACCACGGGGACUUUGAGAUGGUUCACGUAUCUACCCAAAAUUGAAGAGGUGACAAGUAAACCAAAAGGAAGUGUAUGGAUACUGAAUGCCCAGAUUGAGUUUACUUCAUCAGCAUUUCAACACAAAUGGGACACAGAAAUAAUCAAUGGUGCUCUUUCUUUCACAAUGCAAACAGUUGACCUACCAGAAUUUAAAUCAUUUCUUAAGAAAAAAAAUCCCUUCAUCUCCAAAGAAGAUGGAUUUAUCAAUCUGUUCUGGCAAGAUGUUUUUGCCUGUGUUUUGCCUGAUAUAGUUACGAGUGAUGUACCUGAGGCUAUUUGUAAUGGGACAGAGAAUUUAGAGACCCUUGCUGGACCUUUUUUUGAAAUGAAAAUGACCGGUCACAGCUACAGCAUCUAUAAUGCUAUUCAUUCUUUAGCUCAUGCUUUACAUGUCAUGUCCUCCUCAAAACAUCAAAGAAGAGGUAUGACAGACAGAAUAGGAGGAGAGAUCCAUAAAAAAGACUUUUGGCAGCUCCAUUACUUUCUGAGAACUGUAUCUUUUAACAACAGUGCUGGAAAGCUUGUUUCAUUUGAUCAGAAUGGGAUAGUAAAAGGUGGAUUUGAUGUUAUCAACUGGAUUUUUUUCCCAAACCAAUCAUUUAUUCGAGUAAAAGUUGGAAAUAUAGAUCACUUAAAUCCUUCAGAUGAAAUGUUACCCAUCAAUGAUGAAAACAUUAUGUGGCACAAAUGGUUUAAUCAGGUGCAACCUAUUUCUGCAUGCAGUCAGAGUUGUUUUCCUGGUUUUAGCAAAAAAAUGAAGGAAGGAAAACCAUUUUGCUGCUAUGAUUGCAUCCCUUGUCCAGAAGGGAGAGUUUCAACUGAGAUUGACAGAAGUGAAUGUUCUAAAUGCAAAGAAAAAACCUAUCCCAACAAGAAAAGGAACUUCUGUAUACCCAAAAUAAUUAGUUUCUUGUCUUAUGAAGAACCUUUAGGGUUCAGUUUAGCCUCUUUUGCACUUUCCGUUUCUUUGACCACAAUUCUUGUGCUAAGUGUAUUUAUGAGAAACCACAACACUCCCAUAGUCAAAGCUAACAACCGGGAUCUGACCUACACUCUCCUCAUCUCCCUCCUGCUCUGCUUCCUUUCAGUGCUACUAUUUAUUGGCCAGCCUGGAAAAGUGACCUGUCUUCUCCAGCAAACAACUUUUGGAAUGGUUUUCUCAGUGGCUGUUUCUUCUAUUUUAGCAAAAACCAUCACAGUGGUUCUGGCUUUCAUGGCCACCCAGCCAGGAUCUAGCAUGAGAAAAUGGGUGGGAAAAAAGUUAACUAAUUCCAUUGUUGUUUCCUGCUCCCUGAUCCAAGCAAGCAUCUGUAUUUUGUGGCUGGCAAUCGCUCCCCCUUUCCCAGAUGUUGAUAUGAUCUCAGUCACUGAAGAAAUUAUUCUGAAAUGUAAUGAAGGCUCUGUGACUAUGUUUUAUUGUGUUCUUGGCUAUAUGGGUUUCCUGGCUCUUGUCAGUUUCACAACAGCUUUUCUUGCCAGGAAAUUACCUGACAGUUUCAACGAAGCCAAGUUCAUCACCUUCAGCAUGUUGGUCUUUUGCAGUGUUUGGUUGUCCUUUGUCCCAGCAUACCUGAGUUCCAAAGGGAAAUACAUGGUGGCUGUGGAGAUUUUCUCUAUUUUAGCAUCUGGUGCUGGGCUUCUAUUUUGUAUCUUUUCUCCAAAAUGUUAUAUCAUUGUGUUCAGAGCUGAACUGAACAACAGGGAACAACUAAUAAGAAGGAAAGACUGA